This is a messenger RNA of Anopheles moucheti, 834 nucleotides long. RefSeq lists its product as uncharacterized. The transcript is spliced from 2 exons. Lineage: Eukaryota; Metazoa; Arthropoda; Insecta; Diptera; Culicidae. Bases 1 to 573 code for a protein of 190 amino acids. The record is from RefSeq and is a predicted model, not a curated record.
AUGCUCCAGAUGAGGAUCAUCAUUACUCCACUGCUUUCGGCAGCGGUUCUGACCCAACCGUUGCUGGCAGCCCCAAUAUUCUGGUUUCUUCCUUGGAGCUUACCAAACACUUUCACCACCACCACCUCAUCCUCCACGUCCGGGACGGCAUCCACCGCGAAUGGUGCUUCCAACUCCUCCAACGUGUCGGUGGCAAUCGGAAAUCGCGUCAACACUUCGACCGGCCUGGAUGACUACGGUACGAACAUAUCGAACGUGCAGAUAAAUGUCAACCGUAUGCGGAGAGCCAUCACCGAGGAUGAUCUGGCCAAGCUUGGACGUCGGUUCGCCCGUCAGUCGACGAAUGAAACGAUUAUUUCAAUCGGUGAACAUACGAUUCGACUACCGGCCAACAUAUCCAAUCUCACCGUCAACACGUAUCUCAUCAACGGAAUGCCGGAUGACACGAUGAGCCUACCAGACACCGGAAUGGGGAUGAAUACCAACGAAACAUCAACACCUUUAGCAACGGCGAUUAACAUUUUUAAGAAUUUUUUAUCAUCCUUCUUCGGAAGACAAGUCCCUCAAGGGUAAUGUAGAGGCGAAAAAAACCCUCAAAAAACAACCAAACAUUACGUUUAAAAGCUUUGUUGUCUAAGUUGUGAGACUCUGCUAAUGUCAUUCGCAAAAUACAUUCUAAUGCUGGCAGAGCAAAAUAAUGCGGUAACGACACUUCCCCACAACACACACCACACCACUGGGUGUUCCAACUUUAGUUCUGUUCUAUUUCCAAUUGCCGCAUGUUGGACGGUGAAGCAACAAUAAAGUAGAAGCACUUACAAAGCCGGUCACCAC